UGGCAAAAUGACUGGUAACGAGAAACUGUAAAUGUCGAGAGAAGACUGGAUCACAAGGCGCGAAAGAUUGGCGCGAAAAUUCAGUAAAUAUCAAAUAUGGCGGCGUCGGGAGACGAACUGGAGGAUGAAGAAUACGAAGCUUUAGCCUAUCAGCAGCGUUUAAAAGCUGCUCUGCAUUAUACAGUAGGUCGAAUUUGUGAAAAGGCAGGUGAAGAGUCUGGUUUACGAUUUUCCAGGCGAUUUAUUGCAGCCUUAACAGAGACAACUUUCAAGCAAUGUGAAUCUUUUGCAACAGAUCUUGAGCUAUUUGCAAAACAUGCAAAGCGAACUCAAAUCAACUGUGAUGAUGUGCAGCUACUCGCUAGAAAAAGUUCAACUCUGGCUGCGCACAUUGAGGACAUGAGCAAAGAAAUGGCCAAAGCACAUGAAGCUGACAAGGCAAACAGGAAGAACAAAAAGGCAAAGAAGAGUAAACCAGCCCAGAAAAGUGCAGCCCCAAUUGAAAUUGAAGAUGAAAGUUGAUUUGACAGUGAACUGUCCUUUUAAAAUUCGUGGCAUCAAGUUUUUUUGUAAAUAUCGACUGAAUGAAAUACUGAGAUCAUUGUUGAAUUUGAGCAAUAAUAUAUUAAGGAUGGUGCUUAUUAAAUAUCAAAGGUCUUGGCCCAAAUAAGGACUACAUGUACAGUACUACAACAUUAUACUUUUUAAUUUUUGAACAGCUCGGCCAGGCUGCUUGAGAUUUAUGAAACUGAAGAAUAAUUUAUAUCAUGGACACCCCAAGUAGUACUACAUGAAGAAUAUUUUAGUUGUCACUCAAUUAUGCCAAGGUACAUCUACAUUAUGGGGGUCUUGCAAAGGGAGGCAUGCUCCCAAGGUAGAACAUAUACUUUGUUUACUGACAAUUGAACUUUUCACAGAACCAUAAGAUGGGAUUGGUCAAGGUUUUCAGUUCAGUACAUGGGAUCAAGUGAAGGUUUCGCCCUCCAAAUACUUCCUGGUGUUUCCAAAAUCUCACACAGUUAAAGUGAUGCCUUGUUAAAAGAAACAACAAGUAUUAAACAUGUUUAAAAUUUUA
This is a messenger RNA of Orbicella faveolata, 1075 nucleotides long. Its product is annotated as centromere protein S-like. Gene Ontology annotation, molecular function: chromatin binding; protein heterodimerization activity. Gene Ontology annotation, cellular component: FANCM-MHF complex. Lineage: Eukaryota; Metazoa; Cnidaria; Anthozoa; Scleractinia; Merulinidae. Gene Ontology annotation, biological process: replication fork processing; resolution of meiotic recombination intermediates. The record is from RefSeq and is a predicted model, not a curated record.